GUUUGAUUCUGGCGCUUGAGCCCCUACGGAAUGUUUUGAAGGUUACACCACCGAGCUGUCAAGUGCCUCCCUUUUACCUGUGCAGCCUGCAGAUGGCCCAGACGGACAGCAAGGUGCUGGUUCUGGGAGCGUUGGCUGGAGUGGCUGGCAUCAGUUUGGCUGUGGUGUGCUACCGGGGCUUUAGGUCAAGAGGCUCGCUGCCGGGGUUCUACCUCAACCGCACUAAUGAACAGGGGACUGGCAUCAUGUUGGUGGAUGGUCCAGGGCUGCCCAGGGGUCAGAUUGAGGUGCUGCAGCGCCUCGAGGCCCUGAUCCAGUGUGUGUCCGAGCUGAAGGAUGAGAUGAAGUCGUUGAAGAAUGCUCUACCGACACUGCAGGACCAAGUCAGGGAGGAGCUGAUGGGUCGCGAUGUGGCCCGUCGAGCCAGCCCCCUCCACAGGACCACACCAACACGAAGGAAAAGGGCUGCAGGCACCAUUGCCGGGGCCAUAGCUGGGGGUCGGAGCUCAGAGGAAGCAGAGAGUGAGGGAGGGUAUAUGACUGCACUGACAGACUCUGAGGAAGAAGAGCCCAGUGAUACAGAGCAGGGGGAUGAAGAACAACCCGCAGACAAGCUAUGUGUCCUUCUCGAGAGAAUCGACAGUUUGCAUCGGGGCGCUGAAUCUGACAAAAGGGAAAGUCUCAACCUCCUUUUGGAGCAAAGAGAGGAGUUUGGACAGAACUCAACAUUUAUUUGGCGGCUGAUCCGAGCUUACUGUGAUGUUCAUGACAUCAGCUCCACUCUGGAGGAGAAGAAGACUCACGCAGAAACUGGGAAGAAAGUUGGUGCAGAAGCAGUGAGUCUGAACCCUACAUGUGCUGAAAGUCAUCAGUGGUAUGCCAUCAUGUGUGGAAUAAUGGCAGAAUAUGACACGGUGCAGAACAAGAUAAAGAACGGAUACAUCUUUAAGGAUCAUCUGGAUAAAGCCAUUGAGCUGAAGCCACAGGACCCCAUGUCCUACUACCUGCUGGGCCGCUGGUGCUACGCUGUGGCUCAGUUGUCCUGGAUUGAGAGGAAAGUUGCUGCAACAUUAUUUGGAGACCCUCCAAGUGCAACAGUGGAAGAUGCACUGAAUAACUUUCUGAAGGUUGAAGACAUCCAGCCCGGGUACUCCAAACUCAACUAUGUGUUUUUAACUAAGUGCUACAAAGACCUGGGGCGGAGGGAUAAAGCCAGGAAGAUGUGUGAAGCUGCUUGUUCAAUGAACGUCGUGUCCAAAGAGGAUGAAGAGGCACAAAAGGAGCUGGACUUACUCUGCCCAGCGCUGGGAGUGUGAUGACAGCGUGUGUGUGUGCGUGUGUGUGUGUGUGUGUGUGUGUGUGGAGGGAUAUCAUCAAUGGCUGCCACAGUCAGAACCGUCCUACGUAGUUUUAAAUCUGGUGACCCUUUCAUGUCUAUAAUGCCUUCUGUAAUUAUAGCUCUGUAUAACUAUAGUUAAAAGCACUCAUACAUAUUCAUGAUGCUUUAUAACCAUAAUCAUAACACAUUAUAAAGCAUUUUAUCAUGACAAGAAUUGUAAUACCGAUCACUCACCAUUUUAUUCUCUUUUUUCGCAAUGAUCAUAGUAUAUUAUAAUUCCUAUAGUUGUAAUACAUUAUAAUCUUUUAAUAAUGCAUUAUAUUCACUUACUAAGUCGUCAUUGUUUGCUUUAAGUAAAGUGAAACAAAUCUAAUUAAAUCUAUGCAAGAACAACACACAAAAUGUUGUCAAAUACAUUUUUACUUUAUUUAAAGCAAACAACGAGCACUUAGAGUAACUUAUCACAUUAUUGUAUUAUAACGGUGAUUAUAGCACAAUAUAAAAAACAGUGAUGAAGUAUUAUGACACUUGAGUAAGUCAUUAUAAAAUGCUUUAUAAUGUGUUAUGAUUAUUGUUUUAAAGUAUUCUGAAUAUUUCUGAGUGCUUAUAAGGUUAAUUAUACAGCGCUUUAAACAGAUUAUAAAACAUAAGAAUGUUUAUAAUGCAUUAAAGACAUUAUAGAAAGUGUUGUAGCCAGAACUAUGUUUUUUUUAAUAGUAGAAAACAUAUAAUUCACACCUGGCUGUAAAAAAGCUGUGAAACAAAUAGUUUUCCCUCUUUUGAAUUAUCAUGACAGGUUUUUUGUCGAAAUUGGAUUCAUCACAAGUUCUAGUAAGGCUCUGAGGCUCUGAAGCUCUGAGGCUCUGAGGCUCUGAGGCUCUGAAGCUCUGAGGCUCUGAAGCUCUGAGGCUCUGAAGCUCUGAGGCUCUGAGG
Molecule: messenger RNA, 2272 nt
Organism: Cottoperca gobio
Lineage: Eukaryota; Metazoa; Chordata; Actinopteri; Perciformes; Bovichtidae
Gene: rmdn2
Product: regulator of microtubule dynamics 2
Exons: 11
Coding region: 93-1316 (407 amino acids)
Cellular component (GO): mitotic spindle pole; mitochondrion; cytoplasm
Molecular function (GO): microtubule binding
Source: RefSeq, a predicted model, not a curated record